UUCAGCCGUUCUGUAGUUUGAUUCAAAUCCAUGGACACAACAGAGCUCGUCAGAGAGAUAAGCUGGGUCACAUUCUAGAGGAGUUUGCCACCCUUCAGGAUGAGUGUAACUGGAGCCCAGAUCACAGGAUUCAAUAGCUGUAACAGUACAAGUCUUAACCUACAAUCAGUGGAGCAAAGCAAGUGUCAAAAGGCAGAAAAAGUAGAUGCAGCACUUCAUAGUAUGUUACUGAAGCAGGAACCACAAAGACAGCAUUUGGCAUGCUUGGGCACCUGGGUCUUAUAUCAUAACCUCCGUAUUAUGAUACAAUAUCUUCUGAGUGGGUUUGAGUUGGAACUUUACAGUAUGCAUGAAUAUUACUAUAUAUAUUGGUACCUAUCAGAGUUCCUCUAUGCUUGGUUGAUGUCAACGCUGAGCCGUGCUGACAGCUCUCAAAUGGCAGAAGAGAGAAUAAUGGAAGAACAACAGAAAGGCCGUAGUAGCAAGAAAACCAAGAAAAAGAAAAAAGUUCGCCCUCUGAGCAGAGAGAUCACUAUGAGCCAAGCGUACCAAAAUAUGUGUGCUGGGAUGUACAAGACAAUGAUUGCAUUUGACAUGGAUGGCAAAGUAAGAAAACCAAAGUUUGAAUUAGAUAGUGAACAAGUGCGGUAUGAGCACAGGUUUGCUCCAUUUAACAGUGUUAUAACACCACCCCCAGUGCACUACCUGCAGUUUAAAGAAAUGUCUGAUUUAAAUAAGUACAGCCCCCCUCCUCAAUCAGCAGAUCUCUACAUGGCAGCUAGCAAACACUUCCAGCAAGCUAAAAUGAUUCUUGAGAAUAUUCCUAAUCCAGACCAUGAGGUCAGUCGAAUUCUAAAAGUUGCUAAACCCAAUAUUGUAGUCAUGAAGCUUCUGGCGGGGGGCCACAAAAAAGACUCUAAGGUUCCUCCAGAAUUUGACUUCUCUCCUCAUAAAUAUUUUCCAGUUGUGAAGCUUGUUUGAAAGAUGAGACUUUGUUAGGAUACCUGAAGCAAAAUCAGGUACCAGCAGUAGGAUUGAAUAUCUAGUAAUGUACCAGCUGAGUGGGAUUUCUGGGAUAAAAGUGCUGAUUUAUGGAAUAUCUUUAGCCUGCCUUCUUUAAAUGAACUGAAUGACAACUGCUGUUUUAAAGUGGUGUUUUAUAAUGUUACACAGGUGAAGCUGAUUUUAAUCAACUGUACUGUUGAAAAAUGUUGUACCUUCUUUGAUUUAAAUAAAGACUUAAUCAAAAAUUA
This is a messenger RNA of Meleagris gallopavo (turkey), 1253 nucleotides long. NCBI's taxonomy places the organism in Eukaryota, Metazoa, Chordata, Aves, Galliformes, Phasianidae. The record is from RefSeq and is a predicted model, not a curated record.